AUGAAAACUCCAGCAGCAAAAUGUUCUACGGUGAAAACUCCAGCAGCAAAAAGUCCUAUGAUGAAAACUCCAGCAGCAAAAAGUUCUACAGUGAAAACUCCAGCAGCAAAAAGUCCUACGAUGAAAAUUCCAGCAGCAAAAAGUUCUAAGGUGAAAACUCCAGCAGCAAAAAGUUCUACGGUGAAAACUCCAGCAGCAAAAAGUUCUACGGUGAAAACUCCAGCAGCAAAAAGUCCUACGGUGAAAACUCCAGCAGCAAAAAGUCCUACGGUGAAAACUCCAGCAGCAAAAAGUUCUACGGUGAAAACUCCAGCAGCAAAAAUUCUACGUGAAAAACCUCCAGCAGCAGUCUACGGCAGCAAAAAAUUCUACGAUGAAAACUCCAGCAGCAAAAAGUUCUACUAUGAAAACUCCAGCAGCAAAAAGUCCUACGAUGAAAAAUCCAGCAGCAAAAAGUCCUACGAUGAAAACUCCAGCAGCAAAAAGUCCUACGAUGAAAAUUCCAACAGCAAAAUGUUCUACGGUGAAAACUCCAGCAGCAAAAAGUCCUAUGAUGAAAAUUCCAGCAGCAAAAAGUUCUACAAUGAAAACUCCAGCAGCAAAAAGUUCUAUGGUGAAAACUCCAGCAGCAAAAAGUCCUACGAUGAAAAAUCCAGCAGCAAAAAGUUCUACGGUGAAAACUCCAGCAGCAAAAAGUCCUACGAUGAAAACUCCAGCAGCAAAAAGUUCUACGAUGAAAACUCCAGCAGCAAAAAGUUCUACGGUGAAAACUCCAGCAGCAAAAAGUCCUACGAUGAAAACUCCAGCAGCAAAAAGUUCUACGGUGAAAACUCCAGUGGCAAAAAGUCGCACGGCAAAAACUCCAGUGGCAAAAAGUCCUAUGGGGAAAAGUCAUACGGUGAAAACUCCAGCGGCAAAAAUUGCUACAGCCACAAAUAA
This is a messenger RNA of Macrobrachium nipponense, 939 nucleotides long. Its product is annotated as neurofilament medium polypeptide-like. Lineage: Eukaryota; Metazoa; Arthropoda; Malacostraca; Decapoda; Palaemonidae. The transcript is spliced from 2 exons. The record is from RefSeq and is a predicted model, not a curated record. The coding region runs from base 1 to 939 and encodes 312 amino acids.